Fonsecaea erecta is the source of this 447-nucleotide messenger RNA. RefSeq lists its product as hypothetical. The transcript has 2 exons. The record is from RefSeq and is a predicted model, not a curated record. Gene Ontology annotation, molecular function: carbon-sulfur lyase activity. The coding region runs from base 1 to 447 and encodes 148 amino acids. Lineage: Eukaryota; Fungi; Ascomycota; Eurotiomycetes; Chaetothyriales; Herpotrichiellaceae.
AUGCCGACUGGUGGCUGCCUCUGCGGCGAGAUCAGGUACGAGUUCGAAGGGGAGCCAUUGAAGAUUCUCACCUGCCACUGCGCGCAAUGCCACAAGUCGACGUCGACCAUGUUCAGCACGGGCAUCUUCCUGCUGGAUAAACAGUUCAAACUCCUGGCUGCGUCGUCGUCGUCGUCAUCGUUGGAGCCGGCAACGCCCCAGACCUUCUCCUACCCGCAGACCUCGGACGGCUCCUUGCAGAUCCUGCAUUUCUGCCCCGUCUGCAGCACCACCGUGUGGAGGACCGGAGCCGCCGACAAGUACGCCGGCAUGCUGAGCGUGCAGCUGGGCACCCUGGACGACCCGGAGGUGAGGGACAAGCUGGCUCCGAGCGUUGAGUACUACGCCAGCUUGCGGACGAAGUGGGUGCCCCCGAUCGAGAAGACGGAGCAGGCAGAGGGAUGCUGA